AUGGACGUGUUGGUCGCCUGCUGUGCCGUGGUGGGCUACGCGCUGGCCGGCCUGCUGGCCUUCUGCGCCUGGCUCUGGAUGAACCGCCCGCGCACCGACAUCCCGGGUCCGCAUCCGCUGCCGCUGCUCGGCAACGUCCUGCACUUCCGCAAGUUGCCUGUGCUGCUGGAGCACUUCCGAGAACUGCACCGCCGCUAUGGAGACGUAUUCAGGUUCUAUGCCGGUCCCAAACUUAUUGUUGUGGUGACAAGGCCAGAAGAUGCCAAGAGGCUUCUGGUAGGAGUCAAGAUGCGUGGCAGGGACGCUUACGCAGUUACUCCUCUGCUCCCUUUCACAGGAAACGGACUUAUCACCAGUAAAGGAAACAUCUGGAAGGAACACCGCAGACUCAUUGAGCCAACGUUCCACUCUGAGUUAAUGAAAGACUUCAUGCAACAAUUCAACGAGGGUGCAGAGUUCGUGUGCAAAAAUCUGGCAGCAGCGGCAGGCACUGAAUACGAUAUCACGAGGAUGCUCAUCCACGCUACACUGGCUGUUGUCACCGCUUCCAUUUUCGGCACUAAGAUGGAUGAAAUCGAGCCUGAUGUGAACAAGCAAGCUGAGGUUGCUGAUGUCUUUAUCGAAGCCUUAAAGCUAAUGCAGGCACGCUCGUUAGCCAUUGCGGGCACUGAGACAGCAGCAACCACACUGGGGAACGCACUCGUCCUGUUGGGUCUGCACCCCGAGUGGCAGGAGGCUGUGUGGAAGGAGGUGGACGAUGUCUUCAGGCGGGGAGGUGCCUAUCUGAGGACGAGCACCGAGAACGAUCUUUCCAAGUUCAGAAUAAUGGAUGCCGUUCUUAAGGAGACGCUGCGUCUGUAUCCUGCAAUACCAAAUCCGCCGGUGAGCACCGAGGAAGACAUUCAGCUGGAAGGAACUGGGUACGUGAUACCACGUGACAGCCUCGUGCUCGUGUCCCUCAUCCUGCUCCACCGCCGGCCGGACAACUUCCCCGAUCCUGACAAGUUCGAUCCGGGCCGCUUCCUCGAAGGGGGCAGCGCUCGCUCGCUACCACCCGGCAGCUACCUGCCGUUCGGCGCCGGCUCCCGCAAGUGCGUUGGCGGCCGCUAUGCCUUCCUGGAAAUGAAGACAGUGCUCGCGGCCGUCCUCCGUCGGUUCCGGGUAUUUCCCGGUUCCAGUAGGGAGGAGCUGGAACAGGUGGAGCUCUCCGUAAGUGGGUCGCCAGUCACUGGGUUCCGUAUCAUCUGCAUCCCCCGGAGCGACCAACCAGCGAAUUCUGUUCCACACGCUGUAAAUACAUGA
This is a messenger RNA of Schistocerca serialis cubense, 1302 nucleotides long. Its product is annotated as cytochrome P450 4C1-like. Bases 1 to 1302 code for a protein of 433 amino acids. The transcript is spliced from 5 exons. Lineage: Eukaryota; Metazoa; Arthropoda; Insecta; Orthoptera; Acrididae. Gene Ontology annotation, molecular function: monooxygenase activity; oxidoreductase activity, acting on paired donors, with incorporation or reduction of molecular oxygen; iron ion binding. The record is from RefSeq and is a predicted model, not a curated record.